UCUUGACAAACUAGAUUUGUUAUAUUGGGAGAACAGAAAGAGAGAGAGGCAGCAAGAGGGCAAAAGAGAGCAAGAGUGGGUGAAUAGGUCGUUUGUUCAUCUCUCUGCUGUCCUCCCUGGCCUUGCCUGGUGCUUGGUGCCUGGCAUCCAGGGUCAUUUCCUUUCAUAACCACCACUGCCAUCCUCGCAUUAGCAUUUUCACUCCUGUGGGGGCAAGACUUGAGUGUACGAGUGUGUGUGUGCUUGCUUGUUCGCUACGGCACGAAUUAUGCAGGGGCUCGGGAAGACAGAGAGAGGGGAUCAAGGCCGAGACAUCGACCUGACAUCGCUGAGAUCCACCAUGCCAGCCAGCGGACCUUUGCAGGGAGGUUCAAACUCUAAUCUGAACAUGAACCUGUACGCCACCAAGAAGACAGCUGCUGAAGGCAUGCUGGACAUUGCUCUGUUCCUGGCUAACAUCACACACAUGAAGACGGUAAUCGAGCAGGGUGCUGGUUACAGGUACUAUGCUGCCGUCCUGACACUCAUCUCCUUCUCUCUGGCUCUCCAGAUAGUAGCUGGAGUCUUGAUCGUCAUCAUCGCUCGGCGAGAUCUAAACGACGAGGCCAACCACAAGCGCCUGGACAGCCUGAACAACUACGCAACCAUCCUCAUCUUUCUCAUUUUCGUCACCAACAUCUUCAUCUCCGUAAUGGGGAUGGAGCGCACCGGCCUCUUCGCCAGGAUGCAUUUCUGA
Molecule: messenger RNA, 736 nt
Organism: Cheilinus undulatus (humphead wrasse)
Lineage: Eukaryota; Metazoa; Chordata; Actinopteri; Labriformes; Labridae
Product: ninjurin-2-like
Exons: 4
Coding region: 269-736 (155 amino acids)
Biological process (GO): tissue regeneration; cell adhesion
Cellular component (GO): membrane
Source: RefSeq, a predicted model, not a curated record